Molecule: messenger RNA, 559 nt
Organism: Doryrhamphus excisus (bluestripe pipefish)
Lineage: Eukaryota; Metazoa; Chordata; Actinopteri; Syngnathiformes; Syngnathidae
Gene: ndufa4l2a
Product: NDUFA4 mitochondrial complex associated like 2a
Cellular component (GO): respiratory chain complex IV
Source: RefSeq, a predicted model, not a curated record
CGCCCCACUCCCUGCCUUGUUCCCUCCUCCUGAUGCAGUGCAACAGGUCUUACAUGUCAACUAACUACAAUUACCUACAGGCUGUCAAACCAACAUUUGCUAUAAUAUUUGAGGAAAUCUCAUUUUGCAAUGAUAUUUCGGACAGCGGUGGAGCAUGCCAAGAAGCACCCUGGCUUGAUCCCCCAGUUCUUCUUCAUCUGUUUGGGAAUGGGUGGGGCUUCUCUUUACCUGAUCCGAUUGGCCAAAGGACCUCAUGUGACCUGGGACAAGACCAAUAAUCCAGAACCCUGGAAUAAACUUGAUCCCACAUACCAGUAUAAGUUUGUGGCUAUCACUACUGACUACAAGAACCUGAAGAAGGAGGGACCAGAGUUCUGAAUUUGGCCACCAUCCACCACUACAAGUAACUCACUAACAGUAUAUAUAACAUUACGGUCACUGUGUUCAUCUCAAGGAAUAAAAUACAAAAAUGAAUAUGACAAGGUGUUCUUCAUUAAGGAGAUAAGAAAGAGAAGAGAAUCAUUCAUUCAUUCAUUUUCUACCGCUUAUCCUCACAGGG